This is a messenger RNA of Fukomys damarensis (Damara mole-rat), 2623 nucleotides long. It is a transcript of the gene Golm2, whose product is annotated as golgi membrane protein 2. Lineage: Eukaryota; Metazoa; Chordata; Mammalia; Rodentia; Bathyergidae. The record is from RefSeq and is a predicted model, not a curated record. The transcript is spliced from 11 exons. The coding region runs from base 193 to 1149 and encodes 318 amino acids.
CUGAGUAGUGGUCAGGUAGUGUAUACAGUGUGGAUAUGCUGUAUGUCUCAGGUGAGCAAAGUAAUAAAAUUGCUGAAGAAAGAAGUUAACUUCUGGAUUUAAUGGCCUGAUAGCUGGGUGCUGCAGGAUCACUGAGCAAAUUCCUGGCACCUCUGUUGGAAGGUUAAACUGCAGAACAACAUAUCAUAUCAGAUGGCCGACAUACAUCAUUUAAAAGAGCAACUUGCUGAGCUUCGCCAGGAGUUUCUUCGGCAAGAAGACCAGCUUCAGGACUAUAGAAAGAACAACACUUACCUAGUGAAGAGAUUAGAAUAUGAAAGUUUUCAGUGUGGACAGCAGAUCAAGGAAUUAAGAGCACAGCAUGAAGAAAAUAUUAAAAAGUUAGCAGAUCAGUUUUUGCAAGAACAAAAGCAAGAGGCCCCCAAGGUUCAAUCAAAUGAUGGAAAAGAAUUGGAUAUAAACAAUCAUGUAGUACCUAAAAAUAUUCCAAAAGUGGAUGAGAAUGUUGCAGAUAAGAAUGAAGAACCCUCAAGUAAUCAUAUUCCACAUGGAAAAGAACAAAUCAAACGCGAUGGUGAUGCAGGGAUGCCUGGAGUAGAAGAGAAUGACCUAGCUAAAGUUGAUGAUCUUCUCACCUCUUUAAGGAAGCCCCCUGUUUUAGUUUCUCAACAUGAAAAUCAUCAGACAAUCUCCCAUCUUCCAACUGGACAACCUCUCUCCCCAAAUAUGGGUCCAGAUUCACAUGUAAACCAUGAUGGUAACCUGGGUACUUCAAAACAAAACCCUUCCAAUCCUCUUCAGCAUGUAAAUCCUGGCUCAAACUUGGAGAGUGAACCCAGAAUCCAAAUGGAUAUACUAAAGCAAGCCACCAAGGAUAGAGUUGGUGAUUUCCACAAAUUGAAGCAAAGCCGGUUCUUUGAUGAAAACGAAUCCCCCGUUGAUCCUCAGCACGGCUCUAAAGUGGCGGAUUAUAAUGGGGAUGACGGUAAUGUAGGUGAGUACGAGGCAGACAAGCAGGCUGAGCUGGCUUACAAUGAGGAGGAAGAUGGCGACGGUGGAGAGGAAGACGUCCAAGAUGAUGAAGAAAGAGAGCUUCAGAUGGAUCCUGCAGACUAUGGAAAGCAGCGUUUCAAUGAUGAUGUCCUUUAAAUCCUAAAGGAAAAUUUCACAAAACCUAAAGUGCUGUAGAAUGAAAUCAUUUCUACUUUGUCAUUUUUCACUUUUGUUGUAAAGAUCACUUGUAUCAGUUGUAAAGAUACACUGAGGUAAAUUGAAGGAAACCCUUUACGAAGGACUGUGCCCGUGUACAUAUGCGAACUUUCUCGUAUUGUAUUAUCAAAGCAGAGACUUUUUUGGUUAUGAUACAGUUGAGCCAAAAAUGGUUAAUCUUUGCAUUUAAAGAAAACUAAUAUAUAUUUCACAUUUUGUUAAGCUUAAUUUUUUCCACAAAUAGCAAGAGAACAUGGUUGUACAGAUAAUACGUUACAUGUAGCAUAACACAGUGAGGGCAGUCACACAGCUGGAAAGGGUUUAUACUUAUGUACUCUUGUGAGCCCAACAGGUGCUCUGUUCUGGCUGCCCUUCAUUUCAUCUCUUACGGGAGUCAGUUCUAGAAUAGUGACAUAAAUGAGGGGAAAAUGGGUGCCAAACAUGUGCAACAUGUAUACAAAGUUACCUUCGUACUCCUGUUUUGCGUAGGAGCUGAUGUGUCUGAAAAGCAGAUUAGCUUUCAGUUGAAGACUCAAGAAAGACAUAAAUAUUUAUCAGUUAUUCUUCUUAGCGUGAUAUUGUUGAAUGCAUUUUCAUUUUUUUCCCCAUAAUGCCAGUACUGUUUAACUAUAGUCAGCACUGACUAAAGUUUUAUUUUCACAGUCUGCAUUGUUGGAGAUAUUCAUGAUUUAAACGACAGGCCCUGAAAGGGGCUAAAUCUACUUCAAAAUGCAUCUGCCAUCAGGACUGCAAAGCUGUCCUGGUAGUUUUAGUGAUUUUCUUUGACUACAUAUUUUUCAGAAAUACUACACAAGAAAUUUUAACAAGUUUUUAUUAAUGCAAAAAUAAGGAUAGAAGUACUGUGAAGUAUAGCUGUUUUAUAAAAAUAGCUUAAAGUUUGUAAUAAAAAGGAAUCUUUGUAAUUACUUAAUAUGUUAGUUAAGAUACCAUCAACCUCAUAUUUGCUAGAUGUACAAAAUUAUUUUAAGUACAUUUUGUCUUUUUUGACGCUAUUCAAUAGAAUGUAUAAGUUGGCUAAUCCUUGUUUUUUGAUUAAAACAUUUUUGCAUCUUAUCCCAUGCCCCAAAAACGAAAGGUGUUGAUCAUGAAGGGAAAUGUAAAGUUGAUAACUCUGUUUUCCAGAAGGACUACUGUUAAUUCCCUGUGUAUAUGAACUACUGGGCUGGAUAUAUCUCUGAGUGAUAGAGCACUUGCCUGCUUGGUCCCCAGCACCACAAAAGAGGCAAAGAAACACCAACUCCCACUGCAUCCCAUGCCCAGGCUCCAGUCAUAAUUGAAACUUGUAGAAGUUCACUUGGUGAGGUGUAAAAUUUCUUUGACUUCAGUUUGAAGUUAGUGACCAGAAAAAGAUGCAGUAAUUGACUAAGAUUUUUUUUUACCAUAUCAAAGUAAA